Molecule: messenger RNA, 3191 nt
Organism: Exophiala mesophila
Lineage: Eukaryota; Fungi; Ascomycota; Eurotiomycetes; Chaetothyriales; Herpotrichiellaceae
Exons: 2
Coding region: 105-3086 (993 amino acids)
Biological process (GO): GPI anchor biosynthetic process
Cellular component (GO): endoplasmic reticulum membrane
Molecular function (GO): mannose-ethanolamine phosphotransferase activity
Source: RefSeq, a predicted model, not a curated record
AAAGACGCAGCCUAGAGUCUCACAGGACUUGGGAUUUCUUUCAGCGAAGAUGCUUGCUUCCUGACCCUAGUCGCUCCUUUUUUUGAUCGACCAGCAACAGAAAAAUGGCAAGACUCGGCCGUGGUGGCUUUCUAGCCCUCGCCGUAGUCUUCCAUUUGACUUACAUCUUGUCCAUAUUCGACAUCUAUUUCGUCAGCCCCAUUGUCCAUGGCAUGAAACCUUUUGCCCUAGAGCAAGAAAAGUCACCAGCAAAGCGCCUGGUCUUGUUCGUGGGCGAUGGAUUACGCGCUGACAAGGCCUUUCAAUCAUUCCCAGAUCCUUCGCCCUCAGACCCUGCCAAUGCAGACCUCUCCCCCAGACCACUCGCUCCCUUUCUCCGCUCUCGAGUACUUGAACAUGGGACAUUUGGGGUCUCUCAUACCCGCGUCCCUACCGAGUCCCGACCGGGCCAUGUUGCUCUGAUUGCAGGAUUAUACGAAGAUGUCUCUGCGGUUACUACUGGUUGGAAACUCAACCCGGUGGAUUUUGACAGCGUCUUCAACAGGAGCACCCAUACUUGGAGUUGGGGGAGCCCGGACAUCCUGAGCAUGUUCAAAGAAGGUGCUGUCCCGGGACGUGUGGAUGCAGAUGAAUAUCCUGAAGACUUUGAGGACUUCACCCAAGAUGCCACGGCACUCGAUUAUUGGGUCUUCGACAAGGUCAAGGAUAUGUUCCAGUCGGCCAGCACAAACGCUACCAUCAAUGCGGCCCUUCGACAAGAGAAGGUUGUCUUCUUCUUGCAUCUCCUCGGUCUCGACACAACAGGUCAUUCCUAUCGACCGUAUUCGAAAGAAUACUUGCACAAUAUCAAGGUCGUUGACCAAGGAGUGGAGGAAAUCACCAAGCUUAUCGAUGACUUUUAUGGAGAUGACAGCACUGCCUACGUGUUUACCGCAGACCACGGAAUGAGUGAUUGGGGUAGCCAUGGAGAUGGGCACCCAGACAAUACAAGAACACCUCUCAUUGCCUGGGGCGCCGGCGUUGCCCCUCCACAGAUCUAUCCUGACGGGAAUGCUCCUGGUCAUGAAGAUGGGUUCUCUUCUGAUUGGGGCUUGAAUAAUAUUCGAAGACACGAUGUUCAACAGGCGGAUAUUGCUGCUUUGAUGGCAUAUCUCGCAGGGAUGGAAUUUCCAGUCAACUCUGUCGGGGAAUUGCCUCUGCCGUAUAUUGCAGCCACACCAGGAGUCAAGGCCAAGGCAGCUUUGACUAACACUCGGCAAGUUUUGGAAAUGUACAGGGUCAAGGAAGAACAAAAGCAAGCAACUGCUCUCAACUUUAAACCAUAUCCGGUUUUCUCCCGCACCAACUCAACCGCUACAGAUCGUAUAAUCGCCAUCGAGACCGCAAUUUCUCAAGGGCGCUACGAGGCAGCAAUUGAGAUCUCGGCCGAUCUUCUCCAGCAUGCCAUUCAAGGGUUACGCUACCUCCAGACCUAUGAUUGGCUGUUUCUUCGCACGUUGAUUACCUUUGGUUAUCUCGGCUGGAUCAUCUACGCCCUUACGACGGUCAUUGAUCUGCAUGUUUUACAUGGGGCAGUGUCUGAUGACAGGACGCUGGCUUCAGUGGUUACGUUUUCCUCUUUGCUGGUGCUGUUGUACUCAUCCUUCAUCAUUGACCGGUCACCAGUCACAUAUUACGCCUAUGCCUUCUUCCCUGUCUUCUUCUGGGAGGAGAUUUUCGCUAGAAGGAAAGGCUUGAUCGCAGGUCUCAAAGUGCUCUUUGGUCAUGUUCGGAAUCCUUCAGACUAUAUCUCAGUCUUUCUUCAAGCUUCAGCCUUCCUGCUCAUUCUUGAAGCAUUUGUCCAAUCAUACUUCCACCGGACAAUUCUCACCGUAUGCUACGUCAUUGGCGCCAUUUAUCCCCUGGCAUAUGGUGCGAAAUUCAUCAAAGAUCAUCUCUUCCUAUUCAUCUCUUGGAUGGUGGGCUGCAUUGUGUUGAGCACAUUUACACUUCUAGAAGCCAACAAGACUGAGAGCGCCAAUACUAUCACAGCGGGAGGCGUCUUGAUGGCUGGAGCCGGUGUUUUUUAUCUCUUGUUCGAAGAUCGCAUCACGUCACAGUCAAGAUCUGCCAAAAAUCACGAAUCGAAUGCCACUCAAACAUCUCGCCUUCUGAUGGGUGUGCAGGUGGGUAUCAUUCUACUUACCAUUGUGGUUACACAUUCCAGUUCGAUGUCGAUUCAAGCGAAGAAAGGACUGCCAUUUGGGAACCAGGUGGUCGGAUGGCUUGUUCUCAUCACAUCUCUGAUCUUGCCUUUUGUGCAUCGCAUCGCCCCCAACAAACAUUACCUCCAUCGUUUGGUGGUCAUAUUUCUCGCCUUCUCGCCUACAUUUGUUCUUUUAACGAUAUCCUACGAGGGGUUCUUUUUCGUUGCAUUCUGUGCCACUCUUCUUACUUGGGUGCGGCUAGAGACGGCCAUCCAACAGUUCGAAACAGCCGGAUCCGGCGGCACCGACACUACAACCUCAAGCAUCUCGCAUGGUGUGACGAUAAACUCAACAACGCCUCAAUCAGCGAAUCUUGGGCCGGAAGCUACCUUCCGCACGGUUGCUCUGUCGGACAUCAGACGAGCACUUUUCUUCCUUUUUUUCCUCCAAUCCGGAUUCUUCUCAACGGGCAACAUUGCAUCAAUAUCGAGUUUCAGUCUCGAUGCUGUAUAUCGUCUAAUUCCGGUUUUUGAUCCUUUUUCGCAAGGGGCAUUGUUGUUGUUUAAAAUCAUGGUACCGUUUGCUAUUAUCUCAGCGGCCCUGGGGAUUCUGAACCGACGACUGGGUCUGCAAUCCUCGGCGUUGUUUAUGGUGGUGAUGGCUAUUAGUGAUGUUAUGACCAUGAACUUUUUCUGGAUGGUCAAGGACGAGGGGAGUUGGUUAGAUAUUGGAACGACUAUCAGUCACUUUGUGAUCGGGAGCGGUCUCUGUGUGUUUGUAUCUGGGUUAGAAGGUGUGAGUGAAUUGUUGAUCAGUGGUGUUGAAGUUGAAGGGUUCCAGGCACAGGUGAGAGAACAAGGUGGAGUUGAGAAAGUGCCCAAUGGUGUAAAGAGUAAAUAGACGAGUUGGGAGGUAUCCCUUGGGCAUAUUAGAUCUCAGAAGAGAUAGACGGUACAAAAUCUGUCAUCUUCACUCGCUGAUAUGGUAGCACAUGAGCACCAAGUC